Messenger RNA from Cooperia oncophora, 441 nucleotides. The record is from the annotation of a GenBank genome assembly. Lineage: Eukaryota; Metazoa; Nematoda; Chromadorea; Rhabditida; Trichostrongylidae.
AUGUGCUCUCUCUUCACUCGUAAAAGUUCAUCUUAUACUUCAGGUUUCGAUGACUGUGCGAGCAUUCGUGAUUCAAAGCUGAAGAAGGUCAAGGAUGCAUGUCCAAGGAAACAUUCACAGCACACGAAAGGCAAUAAGCUGUGGGAAUUCAUUCGGGACGCAUUGAAGGAUCCUGUCACAUGCCCAUCAAUUGUCCGAUGGGAAGAUCCCAUCGAAGGAGUGUUUCGGAUAGUUGAAUCAGAAAAACUGGCUCGACUUUGGGGCGAGCGGAAGAACAAUACUAAAAUGACCUACGAGAAAUUGAGUAGAGCAAUGAGUGCUGAAGAAUUGAAGAAACGUGUUUCCACAGGCUGGGCUGAUGAGGCUCUUCUCUUGCGGGAAGAUGUCCAGGCACUAGUAGAAGUGAUAAAAAGCAUUGGAAAGGCUUUGCUAAUGUUGUAG